UGAAUCCAAUCAGGGCUGGCUGGCUGCACUUUUCCGGCCCGGCGGCCGGAGGCGCCUCCUCUCUCCUUCUUAUACAUCGGCCGCCUGCCGAGCCGCCGCGCAGCAAGUCGCCCGGCCGGAUCGCACCGCCCGCGGGACCCCGAGCCAGCCAGCAACCCAUGAGCUGCGGAGAGGAGCCGACGGUGCCGAGGCGGAGCUGAGCGCCGCAGAGCUGGAUGGCCCUGGCCGAGGGCGGCUGGUGCCUGCUGAAGCGCUGCGGCCCCGACGCUCCCCCAGGCCGGGAGCUGCCUUCGCCCUCCUCGUCGUCCGGCUGCUCCCCGCCGCGGACGGCCAAGCCCGAGGGCCUGGCCGAGAGCGGCAGGGCCCUGCGCGGCCCCUUCGUCUCGCUGGCGGCCGCGCCGACCAGCCUGCCCAGCUGGGAGGACCUGCUGCUCUUCGCCGACCUGGACCAGGCAAACAAGCUGCUGUGGUCGAGCCGCGCCGCGGCCAAGCUGAGCCCGGAGCCCGGCCCGCCGCCGCCGCCCGAGGACAUGUACCACCCUCACCAGAGCCUGCCCGGCGGCGCCUACGAGAGCCCCGCGCCCGGCGGCUUCGCGCCCGCCGCCGCCACCGGCUCGCCAGUCUACGUGCCCACCACGCGCGUGGGCUCCAUGCUGCCCUACCUGCAGAGCCCUCCCGGCGCCGGCCAAGGCGGGCCGCCCCCCGCCUGGCCGCCGCCCGCCCCCGAGAGCCCCUCGUCCGCCUACGGCGGCGGCUGCGCCUCGGGCCGUUUCGCCUACCCGGGCGGGAGCCCGCCAGCCCCCGGCAGCGCUUCCCGAGACCCCGCCGCAGCUUACAGCCCCCGCGAGCAGUUCCGGCCCCUGAACGGAUCCUACUACGGGCCCUACGUCGGAGCACAGCUCGGGCCCCCCAGCUGGCCCGCCGGCCCCUUCGACAACUCGGUGCUGCACUGCCUGCCCAGCCGGCCGCCCCUCGUGCGCCCCUCCAACGCAGACCUCCUGGAUGAUCUGUCCGAGAGCCGGGAAUGUGUCAAUUGUGGCUCCAUCCAGACCCCCUUGUGGAGAAGAGACGGCACUGGCAACUAUCUAUGCAAUGCCUGUGGGCUGUACACGAAGAUGAAUGGCCUCAGCAGGCCCCUUAUCAAGCCCCAGAAGAGAGUGCCUUCUUCAAGACGACUGGGUUUGUCUUGUGCAAACUGUCACACUACAACCACCACCCUCUGGCGCAGAAAUGCAGAAGGAGAGCCUGUUUGCAAUGCCUGUGGCCUCUACAUGAAACUUCAUGGGGUGCCCCGACCCUUGGCUAUGAAAAAGGAGGGAAUUCAAACCAGGAAACGGAAACCAAAGAACAUAAAUAAGACAAAGUCAUGCUCUGGUAAUAAUAGCAAUAAUACAGUUCCUAUGACUCCAACUUCCACGUCUUCUACGAACUCAGAUGACUGUAGCAAAAAUGCUUCCCCUAGUACACAAACCACAGCCUCAGGGGCAGUCUCUUCAGUGAUGACCGGCCGAGGAGAGAGUGCCAGUCCGGAGACUAGCACACUCAAAUAUUCAGGCCAGGAAGGGCUGUAUUCAGGAGUCAGCCUGACCUCCACUGCAGAAGUUACAGCCUCCGUGAGACAGGAUUCCUGGUGUGCCUUGGCUCUAGCAUGAAUUGGCGGUGGAGAUGGAUACUUACACUGGGCUGCAACCUGUAGUUGGCUACACUUUGCAUUGUGUAUUUUUCUUGUAUCAAGCAGACCAAGAAGCAAUGAAAGCGUUGGCAGGGACAUCCUUGUCAGUCGUCUCAGUGCCUUGAUUCUAGAGGUGUUUACUCCCAAGGUCUGAUUGCCCAGAUCCUCAACUAUGCAAGAAAAUCAGGGGAGCCUAAACCACUUCUCUUAGCUCCAUCAGAGGUGCCCUUCUGCAUUGUUCAUAAGUCCCAGAAGUAGAUCUUCACCACAGUUACCAGUGCUGCCUUGUGUAUUCGAGAAUGAUGUAUUUGUUUCACUCCCACUCAACUGACAUCCAAGAUUUGAUUGGUGUUGAGGUUUCUUGCAGACAAAGUAGGCAAAAGCUUUCAUUGUCAGGGACAGUGCCACACAGAACAGACGAUGAGUGCAUGGCUCAUUCCGACGUGCGCACCUUGAAAUGUAACAGUUUGAUAUGAUGAUCUCCUCUCCCAAGUCAGUGUUCCAGCUAUAGCCUUCUUCUCACAGCAUGUCCACAUUUCUGAAUAGCUUGUAAAAAACAAAACAGAUUUUCAUCUCACCCAAGGAAAUAAAUCACAUUUGGUACACCCUUCUCAAGUUAGAACUGGCUAACAAGAACUUUUGUUUAAAGCAUUUGCAAGGCCACAUUAUUGCUUUUCACACGUCCUAUGAUGGAGGAUGAUGGAGUUUCCUUUAUUGUGACUGAACUAUACAGAGUCUGUUGGAAAUUGUAAACAGGGUAGCAUUCAGAUUUUUUUCCCCUUCCAUGUAUACAAUAAUUUUUUUAUAAAGUGCAAUUUGUGUUGCAGCAAUCAGUGUUAAAUCGUAAGCAUAAGAUUUAACAACAGUUUUUAUAUGAAUGAAUGGAAUGAAUGUAAACAUUUUAACUUAAUGGUACGUAAAUAAUUUAAAAGAAAGCUUAACUAGGCACCCCAUAGGGUAUUUUUUAUUGCAACAAAAAUGUUCUACUUCUGUGUUACUGAUUAUUAAAACAAAAAUUUCAAGAACAAAUGUUUUCUCAGGAAAAAUUGACCCUAAGUGACUAUCCUGUCAUAAACUUUUCUAUAUAACUACCAAUCCAUCCCUACUACUUUGCCACUGAAUAAAGUAUGUGCUAGAAAAAUACCAACGGCAGCGAAACUUUACUACCUAAUUGUUUCCUAUGUAAAUACUUCAUCAAACAUUUAGGUUUCUUUAAAAUAUGCAAUUUGUAUAAUGUAGCUGACCCAUAGCUAGGUCAGUUUACAUUU
This is a messenger RNA of Eublepharis macularius, 2940 nucleotides long. RefSeq names its product GATA binding protein 6 (gene GATA6). Lineage: Eukaryota; Metazoa; Chordata; Lepidosauria; Squamata; Eublepharidae. The record is from RefSeq and is a predicted model, not a curated record. Gene Ontology annotation, molecular function: DNA-binding transcription factor activity, RNA polymerase II-specific; zinc ion binding; RNA polymerase II cis-regulatory region sequence-specific DNA binding. Gene Ontology annotation, cellular component: nucleus. The coding region runs from base 216 to 1652 and encodes 478 amino acids. The transcript has 7 exons. Gene Ontology annotation, biological process: epithelial cell differentiation; cell fate commitment; negative regulation of transcription by RNA polymerase II.